Molecule: messenger RNA, 1488 nt
Organism: Cynara cardunculus var. scolymus (artichoke)
Lineage: Eukaryota; Viridiplantae; Streptophyta; Magnoliopsida; Asterales; Asteraceae
Product: UV-B-induced protein At3g17800, chloroplastic-like
Exons: 3
Coding region: 101-1333 (410 amino acids)
Source: RefSeq, a predicted model, not a curated record
CGCUACCUACCCAUCUUUAUUUCUCUCUUACAAAGGCUAACAAAUUCGUUCUUGUUACAGCUAAUUUGGGCAUCUAGGGUUUCUGAUUGUUUGAUUGGAGAUGGAAACAGCAACUGCUCUGCGGUCAUCUUUUGGUACCUGUAUUAGACCAUCGAAUAGAAACGAUUUAGGGCGCUCUCGCAAUGGAUCUAUCGCGUUUGCUACUGUCUCAAAUAAGCGCUUCCCUUCAUUUUCUCAUCCCAGAGUAGGACUCCGAAGUGUAUAUUUUCCGAGUAAUAAGAAGAGAACUGCAAUAAAAGCUUCAUUAUCUUCUGAUUCCGCUGGACCUACUUCACCAAUUGCUCCACUUCAGCUUGAAUCUCCAAUCGGACAACUCCUUUCACAAAUUCUGGUUAGCCACCCACAUUUGGUACCUGCUGCAGUUGAACAGCAGCUUGAACAGCUUCAAACUGAUCGUGAUGCUCAGGAACAAAAUGAGGAACCUGCUGCCCCGAGCACUGAUCUCGUCUUGUACAGGAGAAUUGCUGAAGUGAAAGCUAACGAAAGGAAAAAGACCCUUGAGGAGAUUUUAUAUGCUUUGGUGGUGCAAAAGUUCAUGGAUGCCAAUGUUUCUUUGGUUCCAUCUGUAGCUCCCUCACCUUCAGCAUCUUUCAAACCAGUCGACGCAUGGCCCAGCCAAGAUGAGAAACUUGAGCUGCUUCAUUCCCCAGAAGCUCUAGAAAUGAUUCACAACCACUUGGCUCUGAUUCUGGGAAAUCGUGUCGGUGAUUCCACAUCGGUUGCUGAGAUCAGCAAACUGAGAGUCGGGCAGGUAUAUGCAGCAUCCGUGAUGUAUGGUUACUUCCUCAAACGAGUUGACCAGCGGUUCCAGCUCGAGAAAACAACAAAAAUCCUCCCUGAAGAUGUAGAAAAAGAAGACAUUAAUAGUAACAUCCAACAGCAGGGGUCAGGAGACGAAAGGGUGCCAAAUGCUAGCAGUCCACAAACUCACCCUGAAGUGAGUUCGUGGUCGGGUGGUGGUUUUACGCAAGCGGUGAAACCUUCUCGGUUAAGGAACUAUGUGAUGUCGUUUGAUGGGGAAUCUCUUCAACGUUAUGCGACCAUAAGAUCAAAGGAGGCUGUUAGUAUCAUCGAGAAACACACGGAAGCGUUGUUUGGUCGACCGGAGAUUGUGAUAACGGCAGAAGGAACGGUUGAUUCUUCAAAAGACGAGGUCAUAAAGAUAAGUUUUGGUGGGUUGAGGAGACUGGUGUUGGAGGCAGUAACAUUUGGGUCCUUCUUGUGGGAUGUUGAGAGCUAUGUGGACUCCAGGUACCAUUUCGUAGGAAAUUAAGUUACCAAGCAGCAGCAGGGUUGUAAUAGAUUGUAUAUAAACUAAACAAAACUACUACCAUGCCAUGGGUUUGUUUCAGAUUUAGCCACCAUACAAACACUUGAUUUGGAUUUCGGAUUCUUUUUCUUUGUUUAAACAUGGUCAUUUGCUCUUCA